GUCCCGUUUAAUGUAUUUUUAAGCAAAAGGGCAAGCUGCCAUCUCCUUUUCGCACUGCACAGGAAGUUAAGGAUAUCUCUAGCAAAGAUUAUAAAACAUUUAAAAGUAUACGUCUUUUCUUUAGUGGGGAAUUCAGAAAAAAACAUUUCUAUCUAUCAAUCAUUGUAUCUGCCAGUCGUGUAUUUGUCGUCGACACGAAAACACUUACUUUGUCCUCACGGCCACCCUUCGUCCCCUGGGUUUUUCACCUUUUUGGUAAAAUAUAUGACAAAUAACCUGGAGACGAGGGUGUCUACACGACCUCUGUAUGUUUAAUUUUUUUGCGAGUCUAUUGCCGCCGGCAUCAAAAAGUGAAGCCCACUUAAAUGUUAAACAAAAAUUUAUAAGAACACCCUGGUCCAGACCUUUUGAAUUCACUUUAAGAUUGGUAACCUGACUUUUUAUUUUGUAAGGACUAAGGCAUCAGUCAUUCUGCACGCUCUUUUACAUAGAAUAACUCACCAUGACGAAAACGUGCCACCGCGACGAAGAGUAUCACGACGAAACAUAAAGUCACGAGGGUUAGGGAUUACGACACGAAAAAACCAAACACGGAAUAUUUACAUCAGGUGCGUACUCUAUACUACAUACUCCAUACGUCUACCCUGCAUUGGAAGCAGAAAAAUAGUAAAUCGAACCUUUUUUUGGAUCAUAACAAAAAGACUCCCUGGGGACAGGGGGUGGGGGGCGAUGGUGCUGCGCAGAAAGCCUAUGGGAUAAAAACAUUCUGUUAUAUACAUUAAUAAGAAAUCACAAUGGCGUCUUCAAAACGAUGGAAAAACUAUAAACAAAUAGGAAUAAAAACAAAGAAAACCUACCCAUUUAUACUUGGACUUGCAGUUGGUGCAGGUUUAACAGAAUUAUUAGAAAACGUGUAUCUGGAAGUUAAGUCAAGGUUGCUAAACCAAACAAAAUCAUCUUCAUUGUCCACUACACAAAUAAUUGAGGAGAACUAUGGCUUGCCCAAAGCUAUUCAGAAUCUGCAUUAUAGUUAUUAUGCCUUGGGGUAUGACAACGCUAAAAAAGUUCCUUCAUGGGUAGCUGAGUAUCUCACUAAAGCACAACUGCAAGGACCAGCAGAACGAUACAACUGUAAUUUUAAGCAUGAUUUAAAAAUCCCAGCAAAAUUUCGAUCCAGCAAUGAAGAUUACCUGGGUAGUGGUUUUGCACGUGGUCACAUGGUACCAGCAGGGGAUAUUAAAAGUGACCAGGGUGGCAUGUCAGAGACUUUUUAUCUUUCCAAUAUUGUUCCACAAGAUUAUGGAAACAAUGGUGGAUUCUGGUAUCGAAUGGAGGUAUAUUGCAGAACACUUGCUAAAAGAUAUGAUGGCGUGUAUGUUAUCUCUGGUCCGUUAUUUAAACCGGAAAAAGAUGAUAGCGGGAAAAAGUUUUUAAAAUUUCAGGUCAUAGGUGAAAACAACGUAGCCGUACCCACACAUCUCUAUAAAGUGAUAUUAAUCGAAAAAAAUCACAAACCCAAAGCGAUUGGAUCGUUUAUAGUCCCAAACGCAACAAUAAGUGACCAAAAAACAUUACAAGACUUUCAAGUAUCUUUAGAAGAAAUCGAGAAACUUACAGGUUAUGAAAUUUUUCCCAAAUUGGAUAAUAAUCGAGUCAAAGACUUGUGUGCUGUAGACGACUGCAAAUUAAUUAAAAAGGAAUUACUUGACUUGUAUAAUAUGACAAGAUGGCUACAAAAAGCAAAGUCAAACCAAGAACUCGAUAAGAUUUGGAAAGUUAUUAAAAACAAAGGUAUUCAAGUUGAUCAGCAAUUUUUAGAUGAAUAUUGGAAAAAGAAAAAUCAGUUCAAGCAAGAUGAAGGUAAUGGUUAGUGCCCAACUCUUCAUAUGUCAUUGUUGAUGAAAUACCAUCUAAUGUAUAAGUAUAAUACAAUGCUGAUAUUUAUAUUUUUGGAAAAGUAUCAAGUGUGAAAUUUUUUUACUCACACGUGGAUUGUCACACACAAAUAUGUGACAAAGAAACGUUCCUACAGUUAAUGAAGGCUUGUCAGGAUGUUUUAAUCUUUUGUAAUGCCUUGUUACAAUCUUGGACCAAAACUCUAUCUUUUUGACAAACUAGUCGCUCAUUCUAACAUUUUAAUGAUUCUACAUAAUGGGGCAAUCCGUAGCAUGGCGCAAAAUGACGGAGAGCUGAAAAUAAAGGGGCAUGAGACGAGCAACUAGCACCGUUUAAGAUUUUGUAUUAAAGACCAAACUGUAUAAUUCCAAAUUUUAACCACAAAAACCGAGAUGUAAAUCCGAGAGAUUGCAGUAAAAAUGAAUCGUAUAUUACACGCCAAAAUCUUUGUAGUUUUUUUAAGGCGCAUAAUUAUUUUAAAAAAAUAACAUGUAACGUGACGAAGAUUGAUAUUUUCGAUAAUCUACGAUGAAUACUCGCGGAAUUUUUAUACCGUAGUUAGCCACCUGUUGCUAAUGUUAAAUGUAUGGAAAAGAUCCUGUUUGUUAAAAAUCAGGAAACACCUAGUAAGCCACCUGAAAAUAUUUGGUUCUUACGUAGACUCACCUUGAAAGAACCUGCGGUCGAGAGUCGAGAGUCGAUCGAAAGAUCCUUUCGAUCUUCUGGGCUUCUUUUAUGUCAUGACAACCUAAAGAAGGUUCUUGUUCUUGCUAAUAACGUGACUGUUUUUGAUUGGUUAUAUAUUCAAUCUAGUGAAUUUUUUGGAACGCUGUUUCGGUGACAGUUUUUGUUGCUUUCCAGGAAAUGUUUGCAAUGCAUGAAAACCCAUUUUUUUACAUUUGUAAUAAUUGAUUCUCUUAAGUAUAAAAUGUACCUAGGAAUGUCCUGUCCCCAGGGUGUGUUGCAUGAUGUCGGAACCAUCGUUUACCUGGCGGCCUCAGUGUCAGGCCUCCAGGUAAACGGUGACGAAACGACGGAACUUAACUAUAUUUUGAAUUUCCUGCUGAGCAUUUGUAGAUAAUAACACAUUUUCAUUGCGAAAUUAAAGAUUCCGAAACAGUAACCUCAAAUAGCUAUUAUAUAGCUAUUUGUAUAGCGAAUGUUCGUCUGUGUUUGAAAAUGUGAAAUUUGAGGAUACUAGGCAAUUUCUCAAAACAUCAUCAUCAUUCUCGGCUUACCGUCCAUUUCCCAUGCUAGCAUGGGUUUGACGGGGUAUAUUAAUGACCCUCUUCCAAUCUGAUCUAGACUGUGUUAGAUCUAAACUCAACUUCUCUGUAUCAAGUCUGUCCUUAUAACCUCCUGCUAAGUCUUCCUCGGUCUGCGUCUGGGCUUUGCCCCAGGAACUAUCAAGUCUCUACACUUUCUUACCCAAUCAUCCCCCUCCAUUUUUUCCAAGUGCCUCAGCCAAUUCAAUCUUCUUAUCUGUAUAACAUCUUUAAUUCUACGGAUACUUAGCCUGCUUCUUAGCUCAUCUAAACUCUUUCUGUCUCUCAGACUGGCGUUACACAUCCACCUAACCAUUCUCAUAUAAUUCCUUUCAAAAUCCUGCUUCACUAUGUCUCACUAUUGUACAAUAUAACCGACAUAGCCGAUAAAAAAGCUUUUUUUCAUUUUCUCCCAUUUCUUAUCCUUCCUAUAGGUAUAACGCCGAGAUAACUCUUCAGUCAAUGGGUCUUCUAAGGCUAACUUUUUUUUCCGUCGAAGUGGCGCCGGAAUGUCGGGGUCAGCAUAGGCAGUAUAUGUCGUAGAUACUACCAAUUGGAGUCCUUUAUGUAUUUUUUUAUAUCAGUAUCUUUUUUGUGUUGAUUUAACUUGAAGUCGGGCUGAUUUCGUUCGAGGGCCGGGAGACUGUAAAGUCUCUUUAUUUACAGCAUAGCAGGCCCGCGUUGGUGAUUAAAGCUUGUAAUUCAACCACACAUGCUCGACUAAAACCAGUAAGAAAAUAUGUUGGCACAUAACCGCAAAUUUUAAAGUAGUAAUUUUGGAUAUUUUUAUAUUAGAUUUGUCCAAUUUGAACUUGUCAAAAUUCACUUCUGUUCACACAGCAGUUCUUAUGUUAUUUGGUUAAAUUCAAACUUAUUAAGCUGUGCUGAUUAUUGCAGACGUGACUCAGUGCGACUAGAGGAUUCUAAACGCUGCUUAGCAUACCUAAGUAUAUAUACGGACUGUAGAGUUACCGUGGCCGUCAUGGAGUGACAAAACGAUGUAUGGGGACAAAAUAGGAAAUGGAUUGUAUGGAUACAAUUUUUUUAUUUGAUAAAAAUAAUUGUGUACUGUUAUUAGUAAUUAUUUACAAAUAUAUACAUUUAAUGUUAACACGUUUUGUCCGCCUUCCUAUGACAAUACAUUUGAAGAGCAACUUCGAACAGUUCACUUAUGCUUGCAUUGCGUCAAGUAGGAUUAUAUUCUGGAUAUUUAUAAUCCUUUGUCUCGUUCUUGUUGAUUCAAGUUGCGAGUACUUGUGUGCUUGUGAAGAUAAUAUUUCAAGUGAAGUUUUUAUUUAAUGAUUUUGUACAGCUCACCUGGAUAAAAAGUUUCCGCUAGCGACCAUCCUUUUAAAUUC
Messenger RNA from Hydractinia symbiolongicarpus, 4519 nucleotides. Its product is annotated as nuclease EXOG, mitochondrial-like. The record is from RefSeq and is a predicted model, not a curated record. Gene Ontology annotation, biological process: apoptotic DNA fragmentation. Gene Ontology annotation, molecular function: single-stranded DNA endonuclease activity; nucleic acid binding; metal ion binding. Bases 795 to 1871 code for a protein of 358 amino acids. Gene Ontology annotation, cellular component: nucleus; mitochondrial inner membrane. Lineage: Eukaryota; Metazoa; Cnidaria; Hydrozoa; Anthoathecata; Hydractiniidae. The transcript has 4 exons.